This is a messenger RNA of Saccostrea cuccullata (small rock oyster), 2157 nucleotides long. RefSeq lists its product as uncharacterized. The record is from RefSeq and is a predicted model, not a curated record. The transcript is spliced from 7 exons. The coding region runs from base 1033 to 1923 and encodes 296 amino acids. Lineage: Eukaryota; Metazoa; Mollusca; Bivalvia; Ostreida; Ostreidae.
AAACUGACGUUCUGAAAUAUAGUGCAUCUACUUGUAAUCGCUGUUGAAACAAUUUAUACUCAUAAUCUGAUUAAUUAAAUGUGAAUAUAAACUGUACUGUAAUUAUUAUUGUGCAGUUAUUAAAAAUACAUUUGUUCUUAGUAGAGAACUUUUAACAAAUUCCUACGCAUAGCCUGGUUCCCUGUCCCUGUUUUGCUUCGUUUACUCUGCGUCAAUGCCUCGGCAAUGAUGAGACAGGGUACCAGGCUAAAUUUUCCACUCAUUCGGCAAACCUAAUCAGCCGAGGGGUCCCUAAUGAUGCAGGUGUUAGGCCUACACAGUGCCCCCCUAGACAUCGCCAGAUUUCGUUUCUGGAGAUAAACGAAGAAGACGCAUAUUACACAAGGUAUACGCGAUUGCGGUAUGGCGUUCUCCAUGGUCAAAUUAUACAGCUGGUACAACGAAACUUAUGCGGAAAUCGGAGACUGCCGUCAAUCUGACCACGUUUUAAAGUUUGUGUAUGACAAAGAUGCGCAGUUUAUAAGGGGAAUUGUGCAAGCCUCCAUGCGAGACCGGAGCUACCAGGUUACUGUAAGUUCAUCCCAUUUCUUUGAGAUUUUUGGAAGAAAGAAAAUUUUUUUUUAAAGUCUUUUGUUGCAAAUCACGAAAAAAUGCAUAAUGUACAACACGUUUGGAAGUAUAUAUGUUUUAUCCUGCCUAUGCAAUAAAUCCAGAACAAACCUCUUUCCGAAUUUCCUUGACUGAAAGCGUCUAUGCAAUGUCUUAAUACAUAAUAAUAAAUUAAUAUACAAUUCUUUUUUUUCUCUCUCUCUCUCCUUAAUUUUCAAGUUUCCAUGUAAACAUGCUUUUUACUUUUAAAAUUGAUAGAAACAUAAGUAAAAUUCUAGGUGGUUAUUUUUUUUUUUAUUUUAUUAGAUUACUCUUGGUAACCACUGGUAACUGUUACACAGUUGAACAGAGUACCUGUGAAUGUGUAAAUGGGAUGGACAAAUGUCACCAUAAAGCCAGCAUUCUUCUCUAUGGGUUACAAAAAUGUCAGCAAAACUGAUGUACGCCAGAGUUGGAUUAAGCAUCCAAAGAGUGUGCCACCUCGUCAAACUAAGACGAUGGAAGAACUUUUUCCUGCACCUGACAGGUUUAUUAAUUACAGCAAUGCAUUGGAUACUAUCCCCCGAGCCACCUGUGCCCACACUUGCAGUGCCUCUAGUUGAAGACCUCAUCUCUAGCCAGGAAUUUAUUUCUGCAGAGAAUCCAAUCGCUUGGAUGAAGCAAAAAUUAAUGAUAAAUGAGCAAGAAAUCCAACAGAUUGCCUGUCUUACCACUGGUCAAAAGGAAAAUUGCAUGUGGUCAUCUGUUAGGAAGAAUAGAUUAACAGCUUCAAACUUUGGUUGUGUUUUGGCAGCGAUCAAGAGAAAUAGAUAUCCUGUCUCCUUAUACAAAAGAUUAUGCUCAGCGUAUGAUCUGUCAAAGAAGGAUGCCAUUAUUUGGGGGACGUGCAAUGAAAAAGUCGCAAUUGAAAAGUAUAGAACUUUUGGGGAUGCAGUUGUAGAGCCAACAGGUAUCUGGCUACACUGUAAUGGGGUUCUUGGGUCAAGCCCCGAUGGACUCAUUCGUCGUCCUGCUGCAUUUGGAUUCAGCUAUCAGAAUUCAGGACUCGCUGACAUAUUAGAGAUGUCAAACGUUAAGCCAGAAAUACUGGAGGUGAAAUGCCCCUUUUCAGCAAAGAAUAUGACAAUUCCAGAAGCUAUUGAAAAAGUACAUGAUUUUUGCCUAGAGGUUCAGGAUUUUAAUGGAGUCAAGUCUUUCAAGCUACGAGAGAACCACCAAUACUAUGAUCAAGUGCAAGGACAGCUUCAUAUAACUGGGAAAUCCUUGUGUGAUUUUAUGGUCUGGACACCAAAAGACUGCGAUUGUGAGAAUUAACAAAGACAUCAAUUGGGAGAUCAACAUAUCUGUUUUGACAGACUUUUAUUUCUGUAAAUUUCUCCCGUAUUUACAACAGCUAUAAGAUAUAACAUUAAACAUGGUGAAAAAAUUUUAAUUUUAAUAUCUUAGUUAUCUACACUUGCAAAAUUCUGAGCAAUUUCCUGCAUAAGGGGAUCCUUAAAAUUGACUAAAACACAGCAUAAUUGAAAGACUUUUGUAGAAAUAUAUCUA